Messenger RNA from Orbicella faveolata, 2536 nucleotides. RefSeq names its product unconventional myosin-VIIa-like. Lineage: Eukaryota; Metazoa; Cnidaria; Anthozoa; Scleractinia; Merulinidae. The record is from RefSeq and is a predicted model, not a curated record. Gene Ontology annotation, cellular component: myosin complex. Gene Ontology annotation, molecular function: ATP binding; protein binding; cytoskeletal motor activity.
UUUGUAAUGAUAUUCCUCGCAUUAGCGUCCAGUACAAGCUAGUCCCAGUCCAAUACCGAGAAUACGAAUAUGGUCUAUUAUUUCAUGGCUGUGGUUAUUAAUUGGUAAAAUGACUUCGUGCCGUUUAUUUGGGUCUGUAAUUACACUCUACGAUUAUAAACCGUCGGUAGUCGUACCCUGAGAUCCAGUACCUCUGUGAUUAAACAAAUAUAUCACACUCCCACCUCACCGUUGGCCAAUUUCGUAAAUCUGGCGGUCAUAUGAUUACAGUCUGAAUUUGAUCUCACGCACUUAGUCCCAAUGUCAUUAAAUAGCAGGUAAUGAAAACUGAACGAACCUCUCUCUUCCUUAAACCUCUCCAGGAACGUUUUCUGGGUGGAUCUUCUCUUGGCGAUGUUCAGUCGAUGCAUCCCAGCUGUAUUUCUGGAGUUGAUGACAUGAUUCAACUUGGGGAGCUCAGUGAAGCUGGAAUAUUGAGAAAUCUGCUAAUCAGAUAUUACAGCCACAAAAUCUACACACAUAUAGGUAUGGUGCUGGUAGCAGUAAACCCUUAUGAGUUGUAUCCAAUCUACGGUACAGAGCACAUAGACAAGUACAGUCAACAAACAGAUAUGACCCUGCUACCUCCACAUAUAUUCUCGACAGCACAGUAUGCGUUCACUUCUAUGAAAAGACGACUCCAAAACCAGAGUAUUAUAAUCAGUGGUGAAAGUGGCGCAGGAAAAACAGAAUCUACCAAGCUGAUUUUGCGAUAUCUGACAGCAGUAGGCGGGCAGCACACCACACUGGAUCAACGGAUUCUGGACGCAAAUCCAAUUUUAGAAGCCUUUGGCAAUGCAAAGACCGUAAGAAAUGACAACUCCAGUCGAUUUGGGAAAUACAUCAACAUCUACUUUAACAGACAUGCCAUUAUUGAAGGAGCUAGAAUUGAGCAGUACCUCUUGGAGAAGUCAAGAAUUGUGUACCAGAUGCCUGAAGAACGUAACUAUCACAUAUUUUAUCGUUUGCUCGCCGGGCUGACAGACAAGGACAAGAGUAGCCUCCAUCUCACGGAGGCAAAAGAUUAUCACUACCUCUCCCAAGGGAACUGUUAUGUUUGCGAGGGAAUGGACGAUAAAGAAGCGUUCGCUAACAUUCUAAGAGCAAUGAAGGUGUUGAUGUUUUCUGAAGAGGAUUGCUGGAUUAUUUUUACUCUCUUGGCAGCCAUCCUUCACCUCGGCAAUUUGCGCUUUCAAGCUUUGAUUCAGGACAACAUGGAGGCCUGUGCGAUUUUAAAUAAUGACACAGUUGACUCAAUAGCGCAUUUAUUACAGAUUCCUUCUGAAAGGAUUCACGAAGCGUUCACAAGCAAGUCGACUUAUGCCUCUGGCGAGUUGAUCUACUCUCCUAUCGCAGAGGAAAGCGCAAGACACAUCAGGGAUGCAUUUGUUAAAGGAAUUUAUGGAAGACUAUUCAUCUGGAUUGUCAGCAAAAUUAACUUGUCUAUAAGUAAACCUGCGGUUGACUCAGAGGGUUGCGUUUCCCUUGGUGUUCUGGAUAUUUUUGGCUUUGAAAACUUUGACAUUAAUAGUUUUGAACAGCUGUGCAUCAACUAUGCAAACGAGAAACUCCACAGUUUCUUUGUUGAUCACGUGUUUAAGAUGGAACAGGCUGAAUAUAGUCGCGAGGGCCUGGAUUGGAGCCCGGUCGCUUUUAUUGACAACCAAGAAGUUGUAGACACUUUGGCAAAAAAACCAAUGAACUGCUUCGCCCUGAUGGACGAGGAGAGCAGAUUUCCUCAGGGAAGCGACGAAUCGUUUUUGCAGAAAAUUAACUCCCAGCACGGUAGCAGCAGUUGUUUUGUGAAGUCCAAAUCACUUUCCAGGGCAUCGUUUGGAGUGGUGCACUUUGCAGGAACAAUUGAGUACGAUGUCAGAGGAAUACUCGACAAGAAUAGAGACACUUUCAGCGCCGACCUUGUGGGAUUAGUGUGCGAAAGUAACAUGGAGUUUCUUUUCAAUUUGUUUGCUAAGGAGAUGUCCAUGGUAAGUUGAGAGGGUAUUUACGUAUAACGUCUUUAACAUAAACACCUCCAUCACAACGUGUUAACCUCCUACAUACUUCAAGAGCCAUUUAAUUUGCGCGGUUGCGCCCAUACCAAAAAAUUAUAAGCGUGGUUCAGAUGCUUCGUUUUUCUCUAAAGUGCGAAAUUGUUGCUGUUAAUUCCGGGGGAGAAAAAGCUUCCUGGCUCCUCACUCGUCAGCAAUUCUCCAAAACUAUAAAGCAAGACACACUUUUACCAUUUGCAAGACGAUCAAGUUCAAUAAAAGUGGUGUAACAAAUGUUCAAGUUUUUCGAUGGGUUGGGUCGGGCUAUUAGGGAAAAUAUUUCGCUCUGAGCCAGUAUCAUUGCACGUAAGUGUGUCACUGAGAAUCGAUCCACCCACUAUGACCGCGAGCCUUUCUUCGACUGACGAACAUUUCGAACCCCAAGCCCAAAUUCCCCGGGAAACUUAAGUAUAUAUUUAACAAAUAAAGAAGCCGCAGCCGCAGCCGCA